AUGGAGGAAUUCGCCAAAGCUCUGCUUGAGUCGCAAAAGCUCAUGCAAGAAAAAAUGCCCGAACAGCAACAAAUUAUCGUACAACUUCUUCAGCGUCAGCAACCUGGCGUCGGAGGUGAGCAGCAACUUAACCUUCCCGGCGACUCCAGUUCUCGCAGGAUCAAAGAUCUGACCGAUUCAAUGCUCCCAUUCGAGUACAACCCUGACGAAAACGCAGUCUUCGAGCAGUACUAUGCUCGAUACAAAUCGAUCUUUGAGGUCGAAAACAAUGAUCUUACCGACACCGCAAAAAUCCGAUUACUCCUAAAAAAAUUCAGCACUCCGGAUUUUCAGCGAUACGCAGAUUCGAUCCUACCAAAAAAGACCCACGAAAUCUCUUUUGCUGACACCAUUAAAUCACUGAAAAAGCUCUUUGGACAUCGACAGACAAAAUUUAGCCUUCGUCACAAAGUUUUCAGCCUUCAUAAGGAAGACAAUGAGGACUACAGCCAGUAUGCAGCUCGCAUUAAUAAACACGCCGAAAAAUUCGACAUCACCAGCUGCACCGCCGAUGACUUCAAAGUUCUGCUUUUUGUCAGUGGUCUGAAAAGCCCAAGAGUCACGCGUUCUCUCCUGACAAAAGUCGAGCACCAAUACGUACAAUUCGAAGCGCUCACCGACCAAGCUCAGAUCGCUGCUUUCGUAAAACUCCAGCUUGACGACCUGGACGAGUGCUAUCGCAUGCGAAGCCUGGAGAAGGAUAAAGAGACCGUCGUUGUAUCAUCUUCAGGAUCAGAAGUCCACGCAGUUCGUCAGGGCUACAACAAACAAAAGCAGUUUCCCAACAAGAGUUCGUCUCAGUUGAAUCCACAAUCGUCAUCGAGUUUCCACUCCAAUCAGGGACCUUGGAAAGCAGUUUCCCAACAAGAGUUCGUCUCAGUCUCAGAUAUCAACUCAGUCGACAUUCAGCGAAAAUUCAUUGAGCCGGACGUCAACGGCAAGAAACUCAAGCUGCAGUUCGACACAGCAUCAGACAUCACGAUAAUCUCAAAGUCGAAUUGGGCUCAUCUCGGAAGACCGACGCUUCAACCAGUUACAAAAGCAACCAAAAGUGCAUCGGGAGACUCGGUCCCAUUCCUUGGACUUUUCCCGUGCGUCGUCAAAUUCAAAGGUCGUGAGGAGUUCACCGAAUGCUACGUUUCAUCGCUUCAAGUCGACGGAAGCAACGAUCUCACCGCCGAGGUCAUCAAGAAGUUUCCAAUUCUCUUCUCAGCUGGACUUGGCCGAUGCAACACGACAAAAGCGUCCCUCGUGCUCAAAGAACAGGUGAAACCCAAAUUCUGCAAACCCCGAACAGUUCCAUUCGCAGCUCAGAACCAAGUCGCAACAGAACUUCAGCGACUCCAGCAUUUGAAAAUCCUCACCCCGUGCAAAUACUCCGAGUGGGCAGCGCCAAUUGUCGUUGUCAAGAAGAAAAACGGUAAACUACACAUCUGUGCAGACUACUCGACGGGCCUCAACGACAGCCUCGAGUUUGACAAACAUCCGUUACUAACUCCAGACAAAAUUUUCAUGCAUCUGGCCAGCAAGCAAACCUCCAGCAAAAUUGACUUGUCAGACGCCUUCUGGCAAUCAACCGACUUCAGCAGGGCGUUAAAACAGCUCCAGCAAUUUUCCAGCGACACCACUCUCAGCGGUACCAAUACAUUCGGUUUCAUUAAUGACAUGAUUACAGCCGGAAUCGACGAAAUAGAUCACAAAAGGCAACUCUUCGAGACACUUCAACGACUUCAGGACGCAGGAUUCAGACUUCAGGCCGAGAAGUGCGAGUUCGGAAAAUCUUCCGUCGAGUUUUGCGGUCAUAUUGUCGACAACAAAGGAAUCCGACCACAUCCUGACAAGCUGCAGCAAAUUCAGGACCUGCCAAGACCUCAAGACGUCUCGCAACUUCGAUCCUUCAUCGGCGCAGUCAAUUACUACGGAAAAUUCAUCAAGAGCAUGAAAGAACUACGCGGACCACUGGACAACCUCCUUUGCAAAGAUACGAAAUUUGAGUGGAAGGAGGAACACGAAAACGCUUUUAUCGAGCUCAAAAGAAUCCUCGCUUCAGAUCUCGUCUUGACUCACUACGACCCGAAGAAGAAGCUUGUACUGGCAUCCGACGCAUCAGCAUAUGGAACGGGAGCGACUCUCAUGCGGUUUCACGACGGAAAUCUUCACCCGAUAAUGUGCUGGUCGGGUACGUUCAACAAGCUGAAAAGGGCUACUCGCAAAUCGACAAGGAAGCGCGAGCGUUCAUCUUCGCUCUCAAGAAGGCUCACGUGUACAUCGCAAACCGACAUUUCACCGCUCAGAUCGAUCACAAGUCGUUACUGUGAAUCUUCGGAUCAAAACAAGGCAUCCCAGCUCACUCAGCAGCUCGACUCCAGCGAUUUGCCAUUGUCGCUCAAGCCUACGAUUUCGACAUUCAUUACGUGGACACUGACAGCUUCGGAUACGCCGAUGUCCUCUCGCGACUCAUAUCAAAUCAAAACAAAUCAAACGAAGACAUAG
Messenger RNA from Vollenhovia emeryi, 2532 nucleotides. RefSeq lists its product as uncharacterized. Bases 1 to 2532 code for a protein of 843 amino acids. The transcript is spliced from 4 exons. The record is from RefSeq and is a predicted model, not a curated record. Lineage: Eukaryota; Metazoa; Arthropoda; Insecta; Hymenoptera; Formicidae.